CAGGACUGGGAAGAAGAAACAAAACAGUACGCUUCCAAAUGUUUUGUUUCAGGUGAUAGGGAGGGAUCUAGCACACCUUCAAAGACGUAGCGCUUCCCGCACUAUAGCUGCUUGCAAUAUAUAAACUGGGCCACUCGAACAGUGGUCUGAGAUCUCCUAUAGGGUUAGCAAGAAGCCACAUCCCUGUUAACAUCACACUUACUUGGUAACGGAGAACAUAAGAACUCGUCUGAGAACCCUGCAAGUACACCAUUCUACUCUUUCAGAAGUCAGCGUCUUGAAUUGGAUUAUAUUUAUCUGUCCAGCGCUGAGGCAGAUAAAUCCAAUGAUGAAGGAGAUCUGCUUCCACAUAGACAUGCUGCUUCUAUGCAUAGCCUGCGGAGCAAGUGCAUGGGCAGUGAAUAAUUCCUCCGUUCCUCAAUCACCAUCAGCCGCCAAUCUCGCAGAUAUUGGCUCAGCGCUGAAGUUUCACGUAGAGUCAGCGAAUAUCCCAAAAGCCAGACGGAGACGUUACAUUUCACAGAACGACAUGAUCGCAAUCCUAGAUUACCACAAUAAAGUAAGAGGAAGGGUCUUUCCACCGGCAUCUAACAUGGAGUAUAUGGUUUGGGAUGAAAAUCUUGCUAAAUCCGCAGAGUCUUGGGCCUCAGCAUGUCUCUGGGAACAUGGACCUCAGUAUCUUCUGAGAUUCCUUGGUCAGAACCUCUCUGUCAGAACCGGACGUUAUCGAUCCAUUCUUCAGCUGGUGAAGCCUUGGUAUGAUGAAGUCAAGGAUUAUGUUUUCCCAUAUCCUCGUGACUGCAACCCCAGAUGCCCCCUCAAGUGCUAUGGAGCCAUGUGCACUCAUUACACACAAAUGGUGUGGGCUACAUCAAAUAGAGUUGGAUGUGCUGUGCACACGUGUCAUAAUAUGAAUGUAUGGGGAGCUGUUUGGAAGAGAGCAACAUACUUAGUGUGCAAUUAUUCACCAAAGGGGAACUGGAUUGGAGAGGCGCCUUACAAAGUAGGUGUUCCAUGUUCAGCGUGUCCUCCAAGCUAUGGUGGCUCAUGCAGCAACAACAUGUGCUUUCCUGCUGUGAACUCAAACUACCUGCACUGGUUCAAAUAAACACAGUGCACAAUGCACAAGCUAGCACCCCACCAGAAAGACAUUUUUCAAAAGAUUUGCACAUCAUUCCUAUAUCACUAUAUUUUGUAUAUAUGGGAAUAUUUAAAAUACGACCACACUUUGAAAGGCAGAAAAUGCUGUUUUGAUGACAGUAAUAUAAUUCUACGUUGCUGCAAGUGUACAUACAAUGAGUUAUUGAUAUUAGGUGUAUGCAAUAAUCUGUGGUUUAUCUUUAGGUUGCAUUGUGUUGAUUGGGGGAGAAAGGAUUUACCUUGUUGAAAACAAAUUUAGAAUGUGUCAUUCUGAAAAUGGUGCUGAUGAUAUGAAACAGUUGUCUUAUAUGAAACAACUAGUUUUGUGUUCAGGACUGCUGUAUUGGUGCAACAUUAACCAUACUUCUAAUCUAAAUGCAUUUUGUAAAUUUGACUUAAAGUAAUUCUUUCAAAUGAUGGCUGCCAAUUCUGAUCAGUUACUGUACUUAUCCAUAGUAUGGGUGCUAAAAUGGAGCCUAAGCUCCUGAUGUUGCUGUUUGUCCUCACCAUAAACUUUAUCUUGGCAGACACAGUCAGUGUCAGUACGAGGGUAGGCUGGGACAUGAAGUUUUCCUACAGUACAUUGUUAAAAAUAUAAGCUUACAUCAGGAAGAGUAAUCAUUACAUACCAGUGUGUGAGGCUGUUCUCCUUACUGUACUCUCCAUUUAGGAAUUAAAGGCUGCUCUAUUUCAGUGUUAUUAUAACUAUUCCUAAAUGUGUAGGGCCUUAAAUAUUGCUAAAAUUAUGUGUAAAAUCUGAAAACAAUAAAUUCAAUUUGACAGUUAUAGCCAGAUAAAAGAGAGGUAAGGGACGCAGUCAGAAUCUACCUAGUUAUAUGCAUUUCAAGGUAUUUAUGCAACUGUGAGAAAAUGUUAUUCAUUAUAUAUACAAUGUUUUUGUGUUUUGUACUGUUCAGUAACUUAUGACAACUUUAUAUUAUCUCUAAACUUUAUAUAUAACAUGUUCUUAUUUAAAGUUAGCGGAUAAACAUUUCUGCACUUGGUUGAAUUACCUGAGACAAGUAAAGCAUUUUAAAAGAGGUGGUAGAGGUUGUCAGGUAAGGAAAUGGCCACUCAGCUGAUGUUCUAACUUUGACGAGAUUUUAGUGAACAGAGAACAUACAGUGCCCUUUUGCACCUUAUUUAAAAAAAAAAAAAAGAUUUCCAGAAUACAAGGAAAUUAGUUUUGUUUGUACAGAUUUUAAUCGUAUAUCUUUAGCAUGAUUAUCCUUAUACAGUAUAUUAUCCAUAAAUUAAAUUAAAAUUUCUGAUUUAGUUUUAAGCAUAUUUGAGCAAAUGGGUACACUUACGUGUAGAAAUUGCUCAAGAUUGUUGAAGUUGUUCAAAAAAUAAUGCAGUUUCUAAUAAAUAUUUUUCCAUUAGUUGGACAGGUAAAAUGUAUUAUGUGGUUCUCUAAGGUAAAAUGAAUACAUUUUUAGACCUACAAUUGUCUAAAAAGCUGAAAAGACAUAAAAGGCUUUAAGUUCAUAAAAUACAUACCAUGUAAAUUAUUAAUCUUCUGAGUGCCUUUUAUGGAAUUGAAUCUCAUGUGAAGCAUUGGUUAUAGCUAGAGAAUAGUCAAAGGCAUUUGGUCGAAAUUCAAAUACAAUUCAAACUGGUUUCUAUUUUGAAGAUGUUAACCCUAAGGUAUGGGCCUGCUGAUUGACUGAGAAACUGCAUAUAUUUUGGAAAACAGUUGUAAAUAUUACAUUUUUUUGACCAUACUAGUAUAACUGCAGAAAUUGCAUAGAAUUUGAAUUUUUUGUAUAAAUGUAGAAUUGAAUGAAUAGUAACUCAACUUUAAUCGCACUGAAUGUUUGCUUUUGAAUAUUUCUUUUGUAUUUAUGAUUUUUUUUAAAAAUUGAAAUGUGCUUCUGAUG
Anguilla anguilla (European eel) is the source of this 3020-nucleotide messenger RNA. RefSeq names its product peptidase inhibitor 15a (gene pi15a). NCBI's taxonomy places the organism in Eukaryota, Metazoa, Chordata, Actinopteri, Anguilliformes, Anguillidae. The transcript is spliced from 6 exons. Gene Ontology annotation, cellular component: extracellular region. The record is from RefSeq and is a predicted model, not a curated record. The coding region runs from base 326 to 1108 and encodes 260 amino acids.